UUCAAUUCGCCUGCGGUCUGCCCUUUCGUCGACGAUAUCAACUCUCUUCUUUCGGGCCCCUUCCCUGCUACGUCUGUUUACCCCCAAGCCGAUCAAACCCUAACCUCGCCUCUGAUAGUGAGAAUGGCGAAUUCGUAUGACUACGAUGAUGCUUCGUUUGAUUCCAGGUACGCCCGGCCUCCGUCCUCCGGCCAGGGAGGCGGGGCCGCUGCCGAGCUCAGCUACGACCCUAACUUCGUGCCGGAUUCCGUGAAGACCUUCGUCGUCCACCUAUACCGCCACAUUCGCGAGAAGAACGUGUACGAGAUCCACCAGAUGUACGAGGGCAGCUUCCAGCGGCUCAGCGACCGCAUGUUCCGCGAGAAUCCCUGGCCUUCCGUGGAGGCCAUCGCUCCCUAUGUCGACAACGAUCAUGUCUUCUGCCUGCUUUACCGUGAGAUGUGGUUCCGCCACGUCUACGCUCGGCUCGCACCCACGGGGCAGCAGCGAGUGGAAUCCUGGGACAACUAUUGCAGUCUUUUCGGGGUGGUGCUCCAUGGGGUCGUCAGCAUGCAGCUGCCGAACCAGUGGCUGUGGGAUAUGGUGGAUGAGUUCGUUUAUCAAUUCCAGUCUUACUGCCAGUACCGAGCAAAACUUAAGAACAAGACCGAGGAGGAGUUGCAGCUUCUUCGGCAGUACGACCAGGCAUGGAAUGUAUAUGGAGUGUUGAAUUACUUGCAAGCGUUGGUUGAGAAAUCAGCUAUUGUUGAUAUCUUGGAAAGAGAGAAAGAUGGCCUGGAACAAUUCACUGCUACUGAUGGUUAUGAUUAUGAAGGUGGAACUAGCAACGUCCUGAAAAUGCUAGGUUAUUACAGCAUGAUUGGUUUGCUGAGAGUUCAUUGCCUUUUGGGAGAUUAUCAUACUGGGUUGAAGUGUUUAGGCCCUAUUGACAUCAGUCAACAAGGUGUUUACAUGAUCGUGAUUGGAAGCCACAUAUCUAUCAUAUAUCACUAUGGAUUUGCAAACCUAAUGCUAAGAAGGUAUGUUGAAGCAAUACGUGAAUUCAAUAAAAUCCUACUAUAUAUUCUGAAGUACAAGCAAUAUCAUCAGAAGUCCCCACAGUAUGAUCAGAUACUUAAGAAAAAUGAACAAAUGUAUGCGCUAUUAGCUAUUUGUUUGUCACUAUGUCCACAAAGCAAUAUCAUUGAGGAGAAUGUAAACAUACAAUUGAGGGAUAAAUACAAUGAGAAGAUGACAAAGAUGCUAAGAUAUGAUGAUGAAGCAUAUGCUGUGUAUGACGAGCUCUUCACAUAUGCCUGCCCAAAAUUCAUUACCCCAUCAGCUCCUGUUCUCGAGGAAUCCCUUAUAAAUUACAACCAGGAUGCAUACAGGCUGCAAUUGAAAUUGUUUCUUUAUGAAGUAAAGCAGCAACAAUCACUUUCAGGUCUACGCAGUUUCUUGAAGUUGUACUCUGCCAUAUCAAUUGGGAAACUUGCUGCAUAUAUGGAAGUGGAUGAAUCCACUAUGAGAACAAUUUUGCUGGCAUACAAACAUAAGAUGCAUUCUGUUGAUAGUGAUGGAAAGAUUAUUCCUAAUGCAGAUAUAGACUUCUACAUUAGUGAGGACAUCAUUCAUGUGGUGGAGUCUAAACCAACGAAGCAUUAUGGUGAUUACUUUUUGCGUCAGGUCUUAAAGUUUGAGGAGAUGAUCAGUGAACUGGACAGAGUAAAGUUGGAUUGAUCUUUGAUGAGAAUGCUUUCAGUUUUGACAUUGUUUUGCAGGAAAUCUUCUAUUAUCUUAUUUUUGGUAUCAGUUAAUUCUCCUCUGCGGAACUUACAUUCACACUGUAAUAGCUAUCUUUAUUAUUCUUUGCUAUUUAUUGCGGUUUUAGAUUAUAGAGGCUGAUGACCCCAUUGCCUCGUUAACUUGUACCUUCAAUCUAGUAAGUGUCAUACAAUGUGGUCUUUUAGAUUUUCGACAUUUCCUACUCUGGUUUACUCAUACAGCCCAAGGAUCAGGUUACUGAUUUCUUGUAGCUGAAGAUGUCAUUGUUUUUAUUACA
This is a messenger RNA of Zingiber officinale, 2041 nucleotides long. RefSeq names its product eukaryotic translation initiation factor 3 subunit L-like. The record is from RefSeq and is a predicted model, not a curated record. Bases 124 to 1719 code for a protein of 531 amino acids. Gene Ontology annotation, molecular function: translation initiation factor activity. The transcript has 7 exons. Gene Ontology annotation, cellular component: eukaryotic translation initiation factor 3 complex; cytoplasm. Gene Ontology annotation, biological process: translational initiation. Lineage: Eukaryota; Viridiplantae; Streptophyta; Magnoliopsida; Zingiberales; Zingiberaceae.